Chelmon rostratus (copperband butterflyfish) is the source of this 2608-nucleotide messenger RNA. It is a transcript of the gene pglyrp6, whose product is annotated as peptidoglycan recognition protein 6. The record is from RefSeq and is a predicted model, not a curated record. Gene Ontology annotation, biological process: peptidoglycan catabolic process; detection of bacterium; defense response to Gram-positive bacterium. Gene Ontology annotation, molecular function: N-acetylmuramoyl-L-alanine amidase activity; peptidoglycan immune receptor activity; zinc ion binding. The transcript is spliced from 5 exons. The coding region runs from base 540 to 1955 and encodes 471 amino acids. Lineage: Eukaryota; Metazoa; Chordata; Actinopteri; Chaetodontiformes; Chaetodontidae.
AUGGAUCAGUGUGCACGUAUGUUUCUGCCACAAAGCACACACGUGUUUCUUGUUUCUGGGACUUCCUAGGUUUUGCAGCCUGGGUUUUUGUGUUUUCUGCAUAUUAACAUGGACAUGCUUAUUGCUUCAGAGAGGACAGCCAGUGAUUUGUACAGCAGUGAAGAGUUUGGCUUAUUUUAUUCCCAGAAGCUUUCACAAGUGCCAGCAACAUUAACAACAAAAUUAGACUGGCCGAGAUAUAUUACAGAACUUGAGAAUUUCUCGAAAAUGUCCAGCUCGGUCACGCCGACAAUGUGUGUGUGUUGUAUGUGGAACGAUGUUGAGCGGUAAAGACAAAAACAACUCCGCUGUCCUCACCACAGGUGCUAGUUUCCCACAUUGCUUAGUCGGCCACACCAAGAGAUUGAGCGCAGGCGUAUCUACAGUAGGUCUACAGCUGUUACAUAACCAUUAACCUGCACAUGCAUUUCUAUAAAUGAGAGGGAGGCAACGAAUGGGAGAUAUUUGAGGCUUGGAGCUGAAGGUGUUCACAACUCAGGAUGGAUAAAGGCUCCUGGAGAUGGACCCUGGCCCUUGUGGUGGUUUUGGUCAGCACAUACGCAGAAGCUUCAUUCUCCUGCCACAUGGAUGACUUCAUCCAGGCGGUGAAGCAGGUGGAGGACGCGGACCCUGGGUCAAAGCCAGCAGCUGUGUUGAAGAGGCUGCGCAAGGCAGCUGGCCUUAAUGAUGCGUUCAUUCAACACUUCCUCGGUGAUGCCAACUCUGGUGGUCCUGAAAUGGAUGCUGGCCUCUCAGUUUACAUUAGAAAGGCUGUGCAUCACAGGGUGACUGAGGACGCUAAAGAGGAAGGUGUGGCGCUGACUUCUGAUGGCACCACCGUUGCCCUCAUGCCCCUCCUCCUGGGCAUCGAGGCUGGUUUCCUCUCCAAGUCCAAGCGGAGUGACGGUGGCCUGUACCAGCUCACUCUGGCCAAAGACCUGGACCUUUCAUUCAGGCAGAGCUCCCCUCUCACCCAGCGCCUGGGUCCUGACGGCUGCUGGGACAAUCUGACCUCUCCUCAAGUCUUCACACUCUCAGGCAGCCCAUCUCCGCUCACCACCGCUCAGCUGAACGGAGGCAUGGACGGGGUGGUCCUAGGGAUGGAGGCCAAAUCCAGAAGUCCUCUGAAGCUCAGCGGCCUGCUGACAGAGUACUACUGCCACCAGCUGGGGAGCAGAGGACUGGACGCCGCCCCGCGCCUCAUCAGCAGACGCCGCAGGGAGAACUUCAGAGGGCUGGUCAGCCCUCCAGCGCUGGUCAGAAAGGUGGCGAAAUCAGCAGAGCUGCAGCGGAGACUGUCGGGGCGCUCAAAGAUGGACGUAAAGGAGAGGAAGCAGCUGAUGGCUGUGGUGAAAGAGGGAAUGAGAGAGUUUGUCCAGACGUACAUGGAUUGCCCACCCAUCAUACCUCGCUGUAUGUGGGGUGCGAAGCCGUACAAAGGAAGCCCCACCAACCUCUCUCUCCCUCUGUCCUUCAUGUUCAUCCACCACACUCACACGCCGAGCCAGCCCUGCCUGACCUUCCAGCAGUGCUCUGCAGACAUGCGCUCCAUGCAGCGCUUCCACCAGGAGGACAGAGGCUGGGACGACAUAGGAUACAGCUUCGUCGCAGGCUCUGACGGGAACAUCUACGAGGGCCGCGGCUGGCUCUGGCAGGGAGCCCACACCCUCGGACACAACUCCGUAGGCUACGGCGUUUCCUUCAUCGGAGACUACGUGGCCGGCCUGCCCUCCCAGCAUUCCAUGGGGCUGGUGAGAGAUCAGCUGGCAUCCUGCGCCGUUGAUGGCGGGCGACUGAUUGCCAACUUCACCCUGCAGGGGCACAGACAGGUGGUGCGCACUUCCUGUCCCGGAGAUGCUCUGUACAAUGAGAUCAGAGGCUGGGAACACUUCGGGGAGGUCAAGAAGCAAAAGUGAUCUGCCUGUCAAGCCGAGGAGCCCAAAGCUUCACACAACAAAUAUUUGUCUUAUUCUGAUCUUCUGAUUUCUGCUGUUUCUCUGACCUGCGCUGCAGGACAUCUGGUGUGAUUACUGUGAAAAGCAGGGGUGGGAAGUUAUUUCCAUGUUCUGCUGCUUUAUACUUCUACUCCACAACAGUUAUCUGACAGCUUUAGUUACUAGUUGCAUUACAGAUUAAGAUUUUACACACAAAACAGAUGUAAGAUCUAAAUUAUGAGGAGCUGUAUGAACUACACAUGGGAAUAUGACAGAUGAGUGUUAUCAGUAAUGAUGUGUCACAAUAUGAAUGCAGAAGCACAUAUACAAUGAUGAUGACACAGUGAAAGUUAUGUCCAUUGCAGUGCACUGUUUUCUCCUGCUACACAUGACACAUCACAUGUAAAAAGAGAACUUUGCUGACUGAUUUUGUUAGUUUACCAUUUAAACAUUAAAGUGAUGCACACAUGAAUUCAUCCAUAAUGAUCUCAUCCAAUAAUAACAUAAUAAUGAAUUAUUCUGAAAUGGGCCAGUCUGCAUCAUGAGUACUUUUACUGUUGGUACUUCAAGUAUAUUUUGACACGAAUACUUUUGUACUUUUACUCAAUAAAAAUGUUUGAAUGCAAGACUUUUCC